AUUUGGCACGCAUUGGUAUGAAGGUAAACUAUGAUAAUGCAUCUGAAUGUCUGAUUGCUGCAUCAAUACUGAGAACUAGUGCAGAAGACAUAAGAUCCACUGCUAGAAGCAAGAAGACAUUAAAGGGAGAAUUAGAAUCAAAGAAGAUCUUGAAAAAUACUGAGCUGCAAAGUUAUCAAAUUAAGAUUGAAAAUCUUUCAAAGACUUCCGAUCGACUCACCAGUCUUGAGAAUCUUCUAAUUCCAUCUGUUGCAGGCUUCGAACGCGCCAUUACUAUUGCACAGGAUUUCAAGGACAUAGUUAAUGGGGCAAGUUUGCAAGGUGACUCCUUCCGACUGAUAAAAGAGGUUUUCAUGGACUGUCCUGGUGAUCUAUACGACGAAACCCACGAAGAAAUGCGCAAGUUGAAGACAAAAUGGAAUGAUCUGAAGCAAAUGUUCGCAAGUUACAGUGAUAAUCGUGGCAUAACGUUUUAAAACAAACAAAUAUUUCAAAGACAUUUGACCAGGAUAUUUAUCUCUACAU
Molecule: messenger RNA, 525 nt
Organism: Ruditapes philippinarum (Manila clam)
Lineage: Eukaryota; Metazoa; Mollusca; Bivalvia; Venerida; Veneridae
Exons: 4
Coding region: 18-476 (152 amino acids)
Source: RefSeq, a predicted model, not a curated record